GGCAGAGGCCCGCGUGAGCGCCGCACGUCCCCGCUGGGGUCAUGGCUGCCUCCGGGAAGCUCGGCACCUUCCGUCUCCCGCCGUUGCCCACGAUUCGAGAAAUCAUUAAGUUGUUCAGACUGCAAGCCGUGAAGCAGCUCUCCCAGAAUUUUCUCCUGGACUUGAGGCUGACAGAUAAAAUUGUAAGGAAAGCUGGCAAUCUGACAGAUGCUUACGUUUAUGAAGUGGGUCCUGGGCCAGGGGGAAUCACAAGAUCCAUUCUCAACGCGGGUAUUGCUGAACUUCUGGUGGUUGAAAAGGAUAGUCGAUUUCUUCCUGGAUUACAGAUGCUUUCUGAUGCAGCACCUGGAAAACUGAGAAUUGUCCAUGGAGAUGUGUUGACAUUUAAGGUAGAAAGGGCGUUUCCAGAAAGUCUUAAAAGACAAUGGGAGGAUGAUCCUCCAAAUGUACAUAUUAUCGGAAAUCUGCCUUUUAGUGUAUCAACUCCACUGAUUAUCAAGUGGCUUGAAAAUGUUUCUCGUAGAGAUGGACCUUUUGCUUAUGGCAGAACCCAGAUGACAUUGACUUUUCAAAAGGAAGUGGCAGAGAGACUUACAGCCACUACAGGAAGCAAACAGCGUAGUCGCCUUUCCAUCAUGGCCCAAUACCUCUGCAACGUGCAGCACAUCCUCACAAUUCCGGGUCGGGCUUUUGUCCCCAAACCAGAGGUGGACGUGGGCGUGGUGCACUUCACUCCCCUGACACAGCCCAGGAUAGAGCAGCCAUUCAAGCUGGUGGAGAAGGUCGUUCAGAACGUGUUUCAGUUCCGAAGGAAGUACUGCCAUCGAGGGCUUGGAAUGUUAUUCCCUGAAGCUCAGCGCCUAGAAAGCACUGGAAAACUGUUACACUUGGCAGAUGUGGACCCUAUCCUUCGACCCAGGCAGCUGUCUGUCUCACAUUUUAAGAGCCUCUGUGAUGUGUACCGGAAAAUGUGUGAUGAAGACCCACACCUCUUUGCUUAUAGUUUCAGAGAAGAACUCAAGCAAAAUAAAAGCAAAAAUCAGGAAAAAGAGCAUAAGGAGAGUUACAGACUAUAGCUGCCGCUUUAGGGGCUAGCAGCUUGCAGAGUGUUGAUUUUCACAAUGUGAGCUUCUUAUGUGUGUACCCUUUUGUCUUCUACAGAAUGACAAUAAAAAUACCAGUUACCAGA
This is a messenger RNA of Diceros bicornis minor, 1189 nucleotides long. It is a transcript of the gene TFB1M, whose product is annotated as transcription factor B1, mitochondrial. The record is from RefSeq and is a predicted model, not a curated record. Gene Ontology annotation, cellular component: mitochondrial matrix. The coding region runs from base 42 to 1076 and encodes 344 amino acids. Gene Ontology annotation, molecular function: rRNA (adenine-N6,N6-)-dimethyltransferase activity; mitochondrial transcription factor activity. NCBI's taxonomy places the organism in Eukaryota, Metazoa, Chordata, Mammalia, Perissodactyla, Rhinocerotidae. Gene Ontology annotation, biological process: rRNA methylation; transcription initiation at mitochondrial promoter. The transcript is spliced from 7 exons.